AUGACUAUAGUCCACUUGACCAAUGGCGAUGGCCACCAUGGCGAGCCAGAGCCAGUCAUUUCGACAGACGUUCUCAUCAUCGGAACAGGGCCAGCGGGUGCAUCUCUAGCGGGUUUUCUUGCUAUGCAUGGCAUCCGUGGGAUAAUGGUCAGCUCAGCUCCGGGGAGUGCUGAUACUCCCAGAGCACAUUUUACGAAUAUGGCCGCUAUGGAGUGUCUCCGGGAUAUUGGUCUAGAGAAAGAAUGUAAACGCCUGGGAACAAAUGGAUCACACAUGAUAAAUACUCGCUGGGCAUACAGUAUGGCUGGGGAGGAGUAUAUGCGCAGUUACUCCUGGGGGAACGAUCCCAAGAGAAAGGGUGACUACGAAACCGCAAGUCCCUGCGAACCACUCGACCUGCCCCAGACUCUCCUUGAGCCAAUUCUCGUACGACAUGCUACGCUAAAUGGCUUCACUUGCCGCUUUGAUACCACCUUCGUCCAUUUUACAGAGAACGCAAACGGUACAAUCUCCACACUUCGAGAUAAUGUCUCUGGUUUGGAAUACAAGGUUCGAUCAAAAUACCUUUUCGGAGCGGAUGGUGCUCGAAGUCAAGUCUUUCGGCAGCUAGGUCUCGAGCUAGAUGUUAAGCCUGAUCAGGGAACUGCAUUCAACGUUCUUAUCAGAGCAGAUCUCUCCCGCUAUAUGGAACAUCGCGAGGGCACCCUCCACUGGCUCUUGCAGCCAGAUAAGGAGCAUCCGGUGUUUGGAUGGGCAGGAAUUGCCAGAAUGGUCAAGCCAUGGAACGAAUGGUUGUUCAUUGUGAUCCCCGAUCGUCAAAAUGGGUUGACCCGCAUGCCCACUGAAGAAGAAUGGGUUCAGCGGAUGAAAGAGUGGAUCGGGGACGACUCGAUCCCGGUAGAGCUCAUAAAUGUGUCGAAAUGGCGACUGAAUGAGGUUGUGGCCAAGACCUAUCCAAAGGAAGAGUUCUGUCUAGGGGACGCAGUUCACAGACAUCCUCCUUCGAACGGACUCGGCUCGAAUACAUGUAUCCAGGAUGCGUACAACUUGGCCUGGAAGAUCGCCUAUGUCCUGAAAGGUUUGUGCCAGGCAUCGUCUUCUCUCCUCGACACAUACUCGGUUGAACGACAACCCGUAGGCAGUGGAAUUGUUGCUCGUGCUAAUCAGUCGUUCCGUCAUCACGGCCCAAUCUGGGAAGCAUUCGGGGUAUCCUUGCCAACCCCCGAAGAGAAAAUGCAAGCACUCCAUCAGCUUACCUUGCCUACCGAAGAAGGCCGUACCCGACGCAAGAAUCUUCAAGCCGCUCUUGAGGAGGCACAACAUGAAUAUCACGCCCUCGGACGGGAAAUGGGCCAGUUUUACCAGAGUAAAGCGAUCUACUCGGAUGAUGAAACGGAGCCCUACUACACCCCUGAACUUCUAGCUCAGGACCAGGAUUUAAUAUACCACCGGAGUACGUAUCCAGGCCGCCGUCUACCACAUGUGUGGCUGAACAAGCGUAUCCCUGGUGAGCCCAUUUCCACAGUCGACCUAGCGGGACACGGUGCAUUUACCAUUCUCACUGGCAUUGGCGGUGAUGCUUGGAAAAUAGCCGCCUCCCAGGUUGGAGAAAGUCUCGGGGUGCCGAUCAAUGCAUAUUCCAUCGGUUUCCGCCAGGACUAUGAAGAUUUCUACUUUGAUUGGGCUCGUAUUCGCCAGGUUGAUGAAACGGGCUGUAUUCUCGUCCGACCUGACCGGAUGGUGGGUUGGAGGUGCCAGGAAAUACUGGGAGAUGAGGUGCAAUGCACAGACAAGCUUCGCCAUGUUGUGCUGUCUAUCUUGGGGCGUGACUCGUGAGAGUCAAGCUUUUUCUUAGUUUCAUUUAGUUAACUACGUAUGAUCAUGUGUAGAAUAAACACUUAGGGAAUGAAUGU
Molecule: messenger RNA, 1913 nt
Organism: Paecilomyces variotii
Lineage: Eukaryota; Fungi; Ascomycota; Eurotiomycetes; Eurotiales; Thermoascaceae
Product: FAD binding domain-containing protein
Exons: 6
Coding region: 1-1836 (611 amino acids)
Molecular function (GO): FAD binding
Source: RefSeq, a predicted model, not a curated record